AUGUGCCCGGCCGCGGGGCAGAAGCUGCUGCCGGCGGCGCUGCUCUUGCUGGCGGCGCUGGAGGCGGCGUGCGCUUUCGGCGACGAAGAGGAGCGCCGCUGCGAUGCCAUCCGCAUCUCCAUGUGCCAGAACCUGGGCUACAACGUCACCAAGAUGCCCAACCUGGUGGGCAGCCAGUUCCAGACCGACGCCGAGCUCCAGUUGACCACCUUCACCCCGCUCAUCCAGUACGGCUGCUCCAGCCAGCUGCAGUUCUUCCUGUGUUCCGUCUACGUCCCCUUGUGCACGGAGAAAAUCAACAUCCCGAUCGGCCCCUGUAUCGGCAUGUGCCUCUCCGUCAAAAGGCGAUGUGAGCCAGUCCUGAAAGAAUUUGGCUUCUCCUGGCCAGAAAACCUGAAUUGCAGCAGGUUCCCCCCACAGAACGACCAAAAUCACAUGUGCAUGGAAGGGCCAGGAGACGAAGAGGUACCCCUCCACAGCAAGGCCCCCUUGCAUCCCGGAGAAGAAUGCCAGAAUGUCGGAUCAAACUCAGAUCAGUACAUCUGGGUCCGGAGAAGCUUGAAUUGCGUUCUCAAGUGUGGCUACGACUCUGGCCUCUACAGCCGGUCCGCCAAGGCGUUCACCGACAUCUGGAUGGCCGUGUGGGCGAGUCUCUGUUUCAUUUCCACCGCCUUCACCGUCCUGACCUUUCUGAUUGAUUCCACUCGCUUUUCCUAUCCAGAGCGGCCCAUCAUAUUCCUGAGCAUGUGCUACAAUAUUUAUAGCAUCGCUUAUAUUGUCCGGCUGACCGUAGGCCGAGAAAGGAUUUCCUGUGAUUUUGACGAGGCCGUCGAACCUGUUCUCAUCCAGGAGGGCCUCAAGAACACCGGAUGUGCCAUCAUUUUUUUGCUGAUGUACUUUUUCGGCAUGGCGAGCUCCAUCUGGUGGGUGAUUCUGACCCUGACGUGGUUCCUGGCCGCUGGACUCAAAUGGGGCCACGAGGCCAUUGAGAUGCACAGCUCGUAUUUCCAUAUCGCUGCCUGGGCGAUCCCUGCGGUGAAGACCAUCGUCAUCCUGAUUAUGAGGUUGGUCGAUGCCGACGAGCUGACGGGCCUGUGCUACGUGGGCAACCAGAACCUUGACGCCCUGACGGGCUUUGUGGUGGCUCCCCUUUUCACCUACUUGGUCAUUGGGACCCUCUUCAUUGCGGCCGGCUUGGUGGCUUUGUUUAAGAUCAGGUCCAACCUUCAAAAGGACGGGACCAAAACAGACAAGCUGGAGAGGUUGAUGGUGAAGAUCGGGGUGUUUUCCGUGCUCUACACCGUGCCUGCCACUUGUGUCAUUGCCUGCUAUUUCUAUGAGAUCUCCAACUGGGGGAUUUUCCACUACUCCGCAGAUGCCUCCAACAUGGCUGUGGAGAUGCUCAAGAUUUUCAUGUCCCUCCUUGUGGGCAUCACGUCUAGCAUGUGGAUUUGGUCGGCCAAGACGCUGCACACUUGGCAAAAGUGCUCCAAUAGGAUGGUGAAUUCGGGGAGGGUAAAACGGGGGGCGAAGAGGGCGGAUGGGUGGAUGAAGCCUGGGAAAGGAAAUGAGACAGUGGUAUAA
Molecule: messenger RNA, 1584 nt
Organism: Protobothrops mucrosquamatus (brown spotted pit viper)
Lineage: Eukaryota; Metazoa; Chordata; Lepidosauria; Squamata; Viperidae
Gene: FZD4
Product: frizzled class receptor 4
Exons: 2
Coding region: 1-1584 (527 amino acids)
Biological process (GO): non-canonical Wnt signaling pathway; retina vasculature morphogenesis in camera-type eye; canonical Wnt signaling pathway
Cellular component (GO): plasma membrane
Molecular function (GO): Wnt-protein binding; Wnt receptor activity
Source: RefSeq, a predicted model, not a curated record